This is a messenger RNA of Aspergillus bombycis, 399 nucleotides long. RefSeq lists its product as uncharacterized. The record is from RefSeq and is a predicted model, not a curated record. NCBI's taxonomy places the organism in Eukaryota, Fungi, Ascomycota, Eurotiomycetes, Eurotiales, Aspergillaceae. The transcript is spliced from 3 exons. The coding region runs from base 1 to 399 and encodes 132 amino acids.
AUGAAGUCAUUUGUCUCAGCCCUGGUACCGCUGUUCCUUGGGGCAUUACAAGCCAGUCUUGCUCAUCCGACGGGCACUGGUAACCAUAAUGGCACAGAGGAUAGCCCUAAACCAGACAAUUACGGAACCGAUAUUCUCGCAAGCUUUCCCCAACCAGCAGGUGACCUGUGCAACGACCAACUGAAAGGUGUUACUGUCGAGUUCAUCCCUACUGGACCGGGGGCCUUUCGAAUUGACAACAUCCCACCUACAUGCAUGACGCUUGCAACCCUUUUUCUUGAGGGUCCUGGCUCGCCCGAUCCCAUUCCCCUUGGCCCCGCAUCUCUAGGAUUCAGCGGCAUAUCCGAUGAUGGGCUACAACGUCUCCAGGCUAUCCUUGAUGCCCGUACCCAACAUUAG